AUGACGUCGCCGUACGCCUCGCCGUUCCUGCUCUCCCUGCUCCUGCUCCUCUCCAUCCCGGUCGUCUUCCUCCUCGCGCCGCGCCUGCUCCCGCCCAAGACGCUCCCGGCCAUCCCGGACGCCGACGAGUCCGACGACCUCGCCCUCUUCCGCCGGGCCAUCCUCUCCUCCUCGUCGGCCACUCCCACGCCCCCCACCUCCGCGGCCUCCUACUUUUUCCGCCGCCGCCCGGCGCCCAAGAUCGCCUUCCUCUUCCUCACCAACUCGGACCUCGUCUUCUCCCCGCUCUGGGAGAAGUUCUUCCGCGGCCACACCCACCAAUUCAACCUCUACGUCCACGCCGACCCCUACUCCUUCCUCGAGCUGCCGCCCACGCCAUCCUUCCGCGGCCGCUUCGUCCCCGCCAAGGCCACACAGCGCGCCUCCCCCACCCUCAUCUCCGCCGCGCGACGCCUCCUCGCCACCGCGCUCCUUGACGACCCCAACAACCAGUUCUUCGCGCUCCUGUCGCAGUCCUGCAUCCCGCUCCACCCGUUCCCCACCCUCUACAACGCACUCCUCUCUGACAAUGCUGGCCCUCAUAGCCGCCACCGCAGCUUCAUAGAGAUAAUGGACAACAUGGACAACGACACCAAGCUGCUGCAUGACAGGUACUAUGCCCGGGGUGACGAUGUCAUGCUCCCGGAGGUUCCGUAUGAUCAGUUCCGUGCUGGGUCGCAGUUCUUUGUGCUCACGAGAAGGCAUGCCAUCAUGGUCGUGAGGGAUAUGCGGCUUUGGAAGAAGUUCAAGUUGCCCUGUCUGAUAGAGCGCAGGGAUUCAUGCUACCCGGAGGAGCAUUACUUCCCUACACUGCUGGAUAUGCAGGAUCCUGAGGGUUGUACUAAGUAUACCCUAACAAGGGUAAAUUGGACGGAUUCAGUUGCGGGACACCCACACAUGUAUGGGCCUGGAGAGGUAUCGGCGAGCUUGAUCAGGGAGCUGAGGAAGUCGAAUAUGACACACUCUUACAUGUUCGCCCGCAAGUUUUCUCCUGAGUGCCUUGAGCCUUUGAUGGAGAUCGCAGACUCAGUCAUCCUACGUGACUAG
Molecule: messenger RNA, 1086 nt
Organism: Miscanthus lutarioriparius
Lineage: Eukaryota; Viridiplantae; Streptophyta; Magnoliopsida; Poales; Poaceae
Source: the annotation of a GenBank genome assembly